GCUUUCUCGCGUCGACAUUACGCCAACCUCGCCAGUGAAUGUUCCUGACGUGGGUAUCCAAGUGCGAGCUGCUUCAGGCGCCGCCCGAGGCACAUAUCCUCAAGGGGUUCAAUGAAGGGUGCCAACGAGGUAUCUGCUCCAUGGUGGUGGGUUUCCUCAGCAAUACGUCGGAGCAGCAAUCGUCCACGGAAGUGGCGGCAUCGCCACUACCGCCGUCCAUGUCAGUAGUCCUCGCCACCCCCGCACACGUUCGAUGGGCCAUGGAGCCGCUCGGUCAUAGCUUUGCCUUGGGCAUGGAGGACAGCGGUGUCAUUCUCGGUGCUAUCGGCGUCUACGAAAAGUGGCUCGGGCUCGGGAGUGCCAGCGCAGACGGGCGUCCCAAGUGUAUGCACGCGCAGGAGCAAGAGUUCAUUCGGGAUCUUCUUGGCCACAUGUCUCUUCUCUUUGAGGACAAGGAAGGUCAUCGGUCCAAGCCAGACCUCAUCGCCACCCACGCCACACUUUGUCAAACGGUCCUAGACUUGUACUCUGCCCUUGGACGCAAGCGGGGCACGCAGCUGACCGCCGCGACAUGGGACCACUUGCUCCGUCUCCUCCUCGGGAUCACCGACUGCGUGCUCCACGGCUCGAAGCACACGCUGGCGUUGUCGCUGUGCGCGCACCUGUUCCGCGUGACGCUGGAACAGUUCAUCCUGUCAUUGCAUGUCACGGGGGUGAAGGGCGAGCUGUGGAAUAUGCUGCUCAAGUUUUGCCGGCGCUGGCUGCACCGCAAAGCUGUGAUCGAGCAGUGGCACAAAGCGUCGCUCGCCCUUACGCAGCACCUCAUGGGCCGCCUCCACGCGCCUCCUCCAUCUUCGUCCGAGCAUGCUGCUCCUCCUCCUUCCGUGUCCAUCAAGUGGAUGGACAACGCGCACGUGACUUGCUUCGAACUCGCCAGUCCGCUCUUGGCCUACGCGUGGUACCGCGUCAUGCGCGUGAUUGGCCACCCGAGCUUAUUUGUCGACCCGGACGUGUACUUGGCAGCGAUCACGGGCGUGCACGACCUAGCCCAAGUGUUCAGCUUGGCCAAGCCCGCGUCGACGCCGGCGCCGCCAAAGCCCCCCCAGCUUCCCGACGUCAACACGAUCCUGCGCAUCCUGGGGCCGUGGCUGUUUGAUGCGUCGUUGAACCGCACGGCCGCACCCCGGUUCGCACUCUGCCGAGCCGAAGCCAUUCGGUGCCUUGGAGGGCUGCUCUGCCGCCACGGCAUCGGCCGGACCAAGCAAGUGUCGUGGCCGUUCACGAUUCGAGCGCUCAUGGCCAUCCAAAAAGCGCUGCUCGACACGGACGAAGUGGUGGUGGUGGCGGCGGCGGUCGUGAGCUGCUCCCGCAUCUUUGGAACCCACGGCACGCACACGUUGCGAGGCGUGGGUGUGUUGGCCGGCAGCUUUCAUUAUGCGAUCGACCACAUUUUGAGCUUGACCGUGACCAAGACAGCGGUAGCUCCCUCACGCAAGGACAGUUUGGUCGACAAGCGGUCGUCCAUGGCGUCAGACUUGGACUCGUCGGCGGCGGUACCCGCGGCGGUGGGCGGCGUCGCGGUCACGGUGCUGCGCCGCGCAUGUAUCGAAGCGUGCAGUUCGCUCCUGACCAUCCAUUCCCACUACCCUCUGGCAAUCACGAAACAAGUCGAAAAGACACUUGUGGCCAACGAACGACUGGACGAGAGCCUCCUGCCUGGCAUUUACUCGUCGCUGCCGCGCUACCAAAGCUCAAACGUCGUAACAUUACUCAUCAACUACUUGAAAACAGAGCAAGACCCGACCAACCAGCAAAUGGCCAUGUGGCAACUCACAAUCGCCGUCCAAAAGGAAGCCCUCUUUUGGGCCGUGGGGCUCGCGUCCACGCGCAACUCCCAAGUACCCGCGACCAUCAGCACCAUUUGCUCGUUCGUGACCAAAGUGCCGAGUCGAUGGAAACCGGCGGUGAUCUUCACAGCGCUCGAAUGUCUCCGGUACUUGACCAUCGUGAGCGAGCACCUGUUCAAGCACGUGUUUUCGUCGUGCGUGUUCUUGAUAAGCUGCGUGUGUGAGUUUAUGGCGGCAAACGCCCAAGUGCUGCGAGCCACGCGGUCGCCGCCGCCGUAUUUGGACCAGCUCAUUGCGUCUGCCACGUCAUGUCUGUUGGAAUGGGUGGUCACAACGCCGCAGCUUCUGUCCAAGGCCCAGGUGAUGGUCAAAGUCAUCGCGACCACCGUUGACGCCGCCGACGUCCACGUCGACUUCCCCGCCACGACGCCCCACGCGGACCAUGCCACCCGCCAGAGCGCCCAGCAUCUGCUCGAGUACCUCGUCAAGCAUCACGCCCACGGCAACGUCGACGGCGCCAAGCAGACGUACGACCCCGCGGCCGUGCAUUACACGUGGAAUUUGCACACGGUGCUGUCCAUUCUCGAGACGACCGACUACGUCCAGCUCACGCUGCGUGACUCGUCCGGGUGUUACCAGUGGCGCACCCAGCCGCAGUACGUGCCGUCGAAACUUGCGACGUUGGCGUCCGCCCCCCCGUCGCCGCCGCCCGCUCAGUCGCAUCCGUCUCAGCACGCCCCGACUCCGACAUCAACCCCCGUCAGCCCCUUGGAGGCAAACCCGGACCCCCUCCUGCGCUCCCUUCGAAAGAACGCGGCGUCGCUCACGAGCUGGUCGACCGAGGGGUGGGAGGGCAACAGCGGCGGUAAGCACGCGACGGACGCGUCUGCCAAACGCCACGAAGCCCAAGUGACGCUCUUUCAGUCGCUUCUGCAGUCCCAGUCCAACGACUUUGUGCAGCACCGCCGUAUCGCCACGGUCAACUUGCUCGAGCCCCCCCCUCCGGCCCAUUCCACGACCCACAUUGCCCGCCGCCUGCUGUCGCAACUGGGGUUCUUGUCGGUGGCGAGCUGGGGCUCGUUGCUUCCGCUGCUUCCGUCGUCGGGUCAGCUGGUCAAGGACCUGCAAGCGCUCGAUCGUCUGCCCACACGAGAAACCUACGAAAUUGGCAUUGCGUACGUGGUCAACCAGCCGUCCCGCGCUGGCUACGACGUGGUGAACCUCGUGACCACUUCGACAUGCUCGGACGCAUACCUCGGGUUCUUGGCGACCAUGGGGAGCGCUGUGGACGCGCACUCGUACGGCGGGUUCCUCGGCUACCUCGACCGGAACCUUCCCGAUUCCCGGGCGUUGGUGUACGCCCAGCACAACUACGAGGUGGCGUACUACGUGCCGACGCUUGGCCACGCGUCCGUGCUGGACAAGGCCGAAGUGCUGAUUGUCUGGAACGAGUGCCAGCAAAACUACCGCCCAGGCACGGCACUGUGGGCGUCUGCGUACAACCUCCCGCCCCCCAAGGCGUGCGUGACCAUCGUCAUUGACCCCCUGGACGACGGGCUCUUUUGCGUCCGGAUCUGUGUCGACGGGUCGGCGUUCGACCUGUCCAAUGGAGGUGUGUUUCAUGGCAUGUCCCUACUAUCAUGACCGAUAUAUUGGUUGCUCGUCUCGUGUAGAUGCAACCCGCGCCGCCGACGACACGUUUAGUGGCCGCGUGCUCGGUCCAUUGCAGGAUGGCAUGGUCGUGGGUAGCGAGUGGUUGGGGCCGCUGAUCCGGCAAACGGCCCUCAAUGCCGUGCACGUCCACCGCCUCCACUUGCGCUACAAGCACUCGCUGGGGCUGUCGUCCCAAUCCCCGAUUCGGCCACAAGAGAAGCGCACCAAGCUCAUCGCGGCCAUCGCCAAGCAGUACAUGGACCCGAUGCUUCCUGGAGACUUUUACAGUGCGCUGUUCGUGCCAGAUAAAGGAGCUGUGCAUGAGGACUAACUAAACGGAUAAUAAUGUGGUUCAUGGCACUGUUC
Aphanomyces astaci is the source of this 3866-nucleotide messenger RNA. RefSeq lists its product as hypothetical. NCBI's taxonomy places the organism in Eukaryota, Oomycota, Saprolegniomycetes, Saprolegniales, Verrucalvaceae. The transcript has 12 exons. Gene Ontology annotation, molecular function: GTPase activator activity. The record is from RefSeq and is a predicted model, not a curated record. Gene Ontology annotation, biological process: activation of GTPase activity; regulation of small GTPase mediated signal transduction. Bases 39 to 3491 code for a protein of 1150 amino acids.